Molecule: messenger RNA, 626 nt
Organism: Macrobrachium nipponense
Lineage: Eukaryota; Metazoa; Arthropoda; Malacostraca; Decapoda; Palaemonidae
Product: cuticle protein 8-like
Exons: 3
Coding region: 68-487 (139 amino acids)
Cellular component (GO): extracellular matrix
Source: RefSeq, a predicted model, not a curated record
GAGGUAUUUAUACCAGCGGCUGAAAAGGACAGGAUAUCAGUUUCAGCUGAGCCUCGAUACAGACGACAUGAACGCCAAGGUCAUUUUGGUUCUUCUGGGCCUGGCAGCCUUUGCUGCCGCUGACAGCAGGGAGACCUAUGCUUAUGCAGCACCCAGGGCCUCAUCAGCCUCAAGGGAAUCCUUCGAAUCCUUUGAAUCGGGCGAAGCCAAGUACAACUUCAACUGGGCCGUCGACCACGAUCCUUCCAGCAACGAAUUCGGACACCAGGAGGCCCGCGACGGCGAGAACACCCAGGGAUCCUACUACGUCCAGCUCCCCGACGGCCGCCUGCAGAAGGUGGCCUUCCACGUCGACGGCGAUGACGGAUAUGUUGCUGAGGUCACCUACUCCGGUGAGGCUCAGUUCCCCGACUCCGACGAAUCCUUCGAGUCCCGUGAGGCUCCCAGGAGGACCUACUACGCCCCUGACUCCAACGAAUCCAAGUAAAUAAGGGUUUCCUUAUUUCACUUCCUUAAGAAAUCCGGUAUCGUUGCAUGAUGUGAAUUGUGAUACCUUAUUUAUCAUUUAUUUAUUUAUUUGUUUAUCUAUGUAUUUAUGAAAUAAACGAAAAUACCUGCUGAAUGAA